GCAGUAGUGGUGAGGACUCCGCCAUCGGGGGGGGAAGGAUCAGAGACUCUUCGGCUGGCAACCCUCGCACGUUUCCGACGUUUUUAACAGCAAGUUGAUCCUCAAAUACUGUUUUUAUCAACUGACUCGCUCUCUUGUUUUAGCUACUACGGAUGAAUUUGUUUGACUGCUCGGUUUAUACCCUUAUUUCCCAAGCGCGUAGUUUUUUUUUAACCAAUAUCUAGAAGUAACGGUCAGCGGAGAACCUGAGCAGGCUAGCUAACGUUAGCUAGCGACCUGGCUAGCUGCACACAAACUGAGCGCUGCUCAGUGGUGGGGUGCGGUGGGGGGGCGAUUUGCCUACAGUGGCGUUUGAUGGAUCCGAGAAUCGCGUGGUUUCAACCAGAACAACGGGGACCCGCUAACAACCUGUGGGUGCAGAUCUGGGAGACGACGCAGGGGUUCGGGUAUUUGCAUGUCAAUAGCAGCUACUCUACGGGAUCUCAGAGCACUCUGAGCCUGAAAUCGAUCGUCAACAACGGGGCGUCAGGAGCUGUCCUCACUUGCAGAAACGGGACGCUCGACUCGCACCACGGUGGUGGAGACGUGAAGACUCAGGGGAUGUCUACCUCAGCGGGGGAUGGAGAAAUGAUGGAGCAGCGGGACUUUAUACCACUGGACACCAACAGCAAUCACAACAACCGAGCCGCGGGCAGGGGCAUUGUCGGUGGAGGGCGGCAGCAGGGCAGUGGGGUUGCUGUUCUUCAUAGGGGACUCACGGACGGACAACGCAUCAAAAGAAAGAGAGACAAUAAAGCUAGCACUUUCGGAUUCAAUCCCAGUCUCUCGAACAAUGGUUGCGACUCUAACACGAAAAGAUAUGAAGGUUACACGGGCACGCCUUGGAAAGUCAGGAACUACUCUGAAGGAGUUGUGGGCUUGCACGAGGAAAUCAAGGAUUUUUACGAGUACAUCUCCCCACGGCCAGAGGAGAAAAAAAUGAGAUUAGAGGUUGUGGACAGGAUAAAAGGAGUCAUCCAGGACCUGUGGCCCAGUGCUGAGGUCCAAGUGUUUGGGAGUUUUAGCACGGGUCUUUAUCUGCCAACAAGUGACAUUGAUCUGGUAGUUUUUGGAAAGUGGGAGACUCUCCCUCUCUGGACUCUGGAAGAAGCUCUGCGAAAAAGAAAUGUUGCAGACGAGAACUCCAUCAAAGUUUUGGAUAAAGCAUCGGUUCCCAUCAUCAAACUUACCGACUCCUUUACUGAGGUCAAAGUGGACAUCAGUUUCAAUGUGAACGGGGGUGUUAGAGCUGCUCAACUCAUCAAGGAUUUUAAGGAGAAAUAUCCUGUUCUGCCUUACCUGGUCCUCGUGCUGAAGCAGUUUCUUCUUCAGAGGGACCUCAAUGAGGUUUUUACGGGUGGAAUUGGCUCCUACAGUCUCUUCCUCAUGGCUGUUAGCUUCCUUCAGCUUCAUAACAGGGAUGUUUCCAGCCCCAACAUAAAUAUCGGUGUUCUGCUAAUUGAAUUCUUUGAGCUCUAUGGUCGCAACUUUAACUAUCUGAAGACAGGCAUCAGGAUAACAGAUGGCGGUUGCUAUGUUGCCAAAGAUGAGGUUCAGAAAAACAUGAUGGAUGGAUACAGACCCUCUAUGCUCUACAUUGAGGAUCCUCUGCAGCCAGACAACGAUGUUGGCAGGAGCUCAUAUGGUGCCAUGCAGGUGAAGCAGGCGUUUGAUUAUGCCUACGUUGUGCUCGGCCAUGCUGUGUCCCGCAUCGCCAAGCAGUACCCCAACAAUGAGAACGAGAGUAUACUUGGUCGGAUAAUCCGUGUGACUCAGGAAGUGGAUGAGUACAGGGAAUGGAUCCAAAAGAACUGGGACAGCCCGUCUCAGAAUGAUCGUUCUCUCAACAGAAACGACGUCAAAUUACUUGAUUCCAAACAGCUUGACGAGUGCAACAACAAUGUUCCAGAUGAUGAAGAUGUUUUGGUUCUGCCCUCAGCUCCCCACAGCAAAUCCUCUUCCAACACCUCUUCUCCACUCCCAUCUCUGGGUUCAUCUCCUUCCUCCCUGCUAUCGCCAUCUUCCACAUCCUCCAGCGAUGCGGACUCUGAUGGUACACCAUGUAAGACAGUCAAGCAACAGCCUGUCCGAAACUCUGGUACUCAUAGAGAAAAGUCUACCGUGGUCAGUAAUCACCGCAUACAGAACCACUUUACCAGCACUCCACCUGCAAGCAACAAAGGAGGAAAGGCCAGGAUGUCUCGUUCCAGCAAUAAGAGUGGCCACCACGGGCAGCAGAACUCCUCUUUCAGCUCCAAAAGUCAACAAAGCAACAAGCCACACCACCAAGGGAACAGCAAGAAGAGGAAAAACGUACGGGACUCUACUCAAGAGGAUCUUUGCAGAUAGGGGUCUGUCUGCUCAUCCAUGUCUUCACCCACAAUCCCCUCUAUCUCUGUCUGCAACUGACUCUCCUGUCCCACUUCUGCUGCCAGAGGGAGAAGUUGUCAUUAGUUUGAAAGCGCCUGCAGAAUCUGUCACCCAUUUUUAUGGUGGCAAGUAUUUUCUAGCAGAUAUAGGAAAAAAAAGUGUUAUUGAACAUAGGUUUAAUUUCUUGGAGCUGGUCACAAGUGGGCUCUCAAAAGCUUCUUUUACGGAGCAAUUUCCUUUCCCACAGCCAGUCUUUUGUGCCUCUUUCUGUUAAGAAUUACACAGGUUGGAUGUCUGGACUCUCCUCAGGACCAACAUCUGGAACUGCCGGCUGCCAUUGUCCAAUAAUAAUAAUAACAAUAAUAAUAAUAAAAAGAAAAAGAAAGCAAAAAUUUCAAAAUGUACAAAAGUAUAAUGCUGAGCAACAAACAUACACAGAUUUUCUUCUAUAGCUGGUCAUUUACAAAUCAAUCAGUAAGAGUGGGAAAUAACUUAUGCAUGAUAUUUUUCUGUCUGUUGCUUCUUCUGUUGGGUGGAUCUGUUUUGUUAUGUCUAAACCGAUUGUACAAAAAUUUGUACAAAAGCAAGCAUAUGCAAAAAAAAAUUAACACAAGUUUGUAUAACGUUUUUACAAGAUUUCUUGAUGGAAGUCACAAACAUCUUUUUCCUGCUGCUGUUUGGCUAAAGCCAAGAGAUGGUUUGGAUCCCAUUGCCAACGGAAAUCAUCAGCAUCCACUUUUGCUUCUGGUCCCUGUCUAUGAUUGUGCUACUGUGUUAAUAUUUAGCCUUGAGAGAUCCAGACUACGUCUUUACAGAUGACAGAAAGGAGCUCGGUCUCAUCUAGCUCAGUAGCACUACCACACCAGUGUAAAGGCUUUAAAAAUGCAAAUUUAAAUAUAUAUUUGUGGUGAUAAUGGUUUUAUGAAAAAUCCUACACUUGAAAUGUGUCAACAGUUAAACUAUGGGGGAAUAAUCAAAUUAUUUGGUAAUCUACCUACUAAAGAAUCGUUUGUAUUCGUUAAAUGUAUUUAUUUUUUUAUUAAUUAUAUGAACAUAGUAUGGAUAAAUGUAUUAAUAACAUUAGAGCCCAUAUCUACAAGUCCUAUAUUUGAAAUAGAACAUGUCAUGGGAUGGUGGGGUGGGGUAGGAACAAGCAUUUGGGUAUAGUACAACAUCACCUUUUAUUAUUUCUGCUACUACUUUUUUUAUUUCACUGACAUUUGAGUGACCAAUUUACCUUUGAUAAUUGAAGAGACCAUUUUACAAGUCAUAUAGUGAUACAUUUCUUUUAAUUUGUGAUUGGUCUAUCUAAACUAAAAGGGAGCUUUUUCGCCUUUUGUUUGUUGGUUUUUGUUGUCCAAACUUAUAAAAUGUUGAGGCUACAAACACUUUUCAAAAUGUCAAUUCCUUCUCCCGUUGCAGUACAACAAUUAAACUGUAGAUGGAGUUAUUGCUCCAAGUCUUAAUCUACGCUCCUUGGGCUUGUAUACUGCAGGUGAAUGGUUUAUUUAGUGAUAAUUGUUUUGUUAUUGGUUCUUUAAAUGUUCAUAUCCCCACUAAAUGGGCAGCUGCACACAGAAACACCCCUUUUAAGCUAAGUAUUGGCUUGGAGGGAGUGACACACCAAAGCACAGCUCAGUCUCUUUUUCUCUAGCCCUAAAAUGGUAAUUAAAAGCACAUACAAGUUCUCUUACUGCCCAUUCAAAUUGUAUUAAAAUGGUAAAACAUGGAUAGUUCCACCCCACCUCACCGACUGGUGUUGCAGUUGCGGUUAAAAUUCAGUGUAGAAGUGUCUCAGGGCUUUUGAUAGACAGAUCAGACCAGAUUUGAUGUGCCAUUUGAAUGUCCCUUCACCACCUCACUUUUCAGUUCAGAAAGGCUUUAAACCCAAGUGAACUCCUCUAAAAAAGGUUGUACCUCUGCAGCUAUUACAAUUCAUGCAAUAAAAUCAUUACCAUUA
Girardinichthys multiradiatus is the source of this 4369-nucleotide messenger RNA. RefSeq names its product terminal nucleotidyltransferase 4B (gene tent4b). The record is from RefSeq and is a predicted model, not a curated record. The transcript has 12 exons. Gene Ontology annotation, cellular component: TRAMP complex; nucleolus. Bases 355 to 2388 code for a protein of 677 amino acids. Gene Ontology annotation, molecular function: mRNA binding; poly(A) RNA polymerase activity. Lineage: Eukaryota; Metazoa; Chordata; Actinopteri; Cyprinodontiformes; Goodeidae. Gene Ontology annotation, biological process: RNA 3'-end processing.